Molecule: messenger RNA, 10851 nt
Organism: Ornithodoros turicata
Lineage: Eukaryota; Metazoa; Arthropoda; Arachnida; Ixodida; Argasidae
Exons: 17
Coding region: 317-4336 (1339 amino acids)
Biological process (GO): regulation of transcription by RNA polymerase II; negative regulation of DNA-templated transcription
Cellular component (GO): transcription regulator complex; histone deacetylase complex
Molecular function (GO): transcription corepressor activity
Source: RefSeq, a predicted model, not a curated record
ACGGGUGUACGUCGUACUCCUGCGCAAAACCAUCUGUUCGUAAUUUUAUUUCAGGAAUCUUUCCUCUCCAAAAUUUGGGAAGAAUUUCACAUGCAACGCAUUUAACCGAAGGAGUAUGCAAAGGUUGCGACCUUGGAACUAUUUCUUCCUAUGUAUGCAACAUUCUGGCCGACAGAAAUGCGUUCAAUGGCGGAAAGUUGACAAUCCUUUGCAACUUAUCACUGCAACAAUUAUUUACACUUGUGCUAUUUUAGCGGUGCGCUGCGCCAGUUCACUGAAAAUGAAGGACCUGGUGGCCCCAUGUUAGGGGCAGAGUAUGUCGGGGUUCGAGGCGUCUCCCCCCUCACCACCGCCCUCUUCUGUGGCUGUGGACUUCUCCAGUUUUGGGCUGCCGUUCCCUGACGGCCAGCAGGGACUGUACUUGUUCACCGAAGGACCGUUCUCCCCCAAGACUGAUAGCCAGGGGGUCCCCAAGAGCUCGGACGACGCCUCAUCACCCCUCUCCCCCCUCGUCGCUUCGGGCUUUCAGCGCCAUCGGAACUAUGGCCACGCCGGGGAUGCCAUGCUUAGUGCCAUCGAUUACAGUGAACAUGACAUUUUGCAAGAAGGGGGCUUCGACGUGCCAUUUGGGCACCUUGACGGGCUUCUCCGGCUGCCACAUCAGCAAGGAGGACAUCCGUCUGACCCAAACUUCGACCUUCUCGGAGACGCGGAGCUCCAGCUCUCACCGCACACAUUCUCAACGGUCGACACAGGAUCGGCACUCGGCUCCAUGUCAGACGGGCCGUCGGAAAUCGAGCGCUCCGUGCCAGCGUCCUCGUCCUGCACUACUGCUGCAACAACAACAACCAUCCUGCAGGACGAGAGCAGCAAGGAGGCGGAGGAGAAGGUGCACGCGGUCCAGGUGGCGCUGCAACAGCUGGGGCCCAGGCCAACGAUUAAGCCAGGCCCGACUCCAGGCAAUGGGAGGUCGCCUUCCACACAGCCUUGCCCUGUUUGUGGGAAGGUGUUUGCCAACUCAAGCGCACUGACGAAACAUAAGCUGACGCACUCAGACGAGCGCAAGUACGUCUGCCACCUAUGUAACAAGGCUUUCAAGCGUCAGGACCACCUCAACGGGCACAUGCUUACCCACCGGAAUAAGAAGCCCUACCAGUGCGACGUGGAAGGUUGUGACAAGAGCUACUGUGACGCCCGCUCCUUGCGGCGACACAAGGAAAACCACCAUGCCUCAGUUGCGCUCACGCUGCUGCCUUUCCAGGCGAUUCCUCUCCCGCCCCAGCUUCAGUUGGUGGCCUUCCCAGCGGCUAAGGACAGGCACUCUGGGGCCACUACGCAAUGGACAACACACCAAGCUCCUUUACUUCUGGCUCCAAAGGCACCCGUGCUUCCGUCUGUUGUGCAAAGCAAGGAGAGCCAACAGCAGAGCCAGGCAAACGUCAAAAUAGAGGUGCAGGAGUCUGAGACCGUGCAGGGUGUGUCGAUGCAGGCGCCCAAGGAUGCUGCACCCUUGCUCCAGAGACUCCUCGGCUCAUCUGCAGCAGAUAUCAAAAAGACGUGGUCUGCCCAGGUGUCAUACGUUGAGACUGCUCCCGUGAACCAUGUGACAACAACUCCAGCCUCUGAUGCAAAGCUGAGUGAGCCGCAGACAAAUGUGGUUGAGCAAAAGCUCGUGGAAUGCUCGCUGUGUCAAAGGAAGUUCAAGAAUACCCCGGCUCUCAACGGGCACAUGCGGCUGCACGGAGGGUACUUCAAGAAGGAACCAACCGACGGAGGAGAACGGAGCAGUAGCGAAACCCCGCUCCAGACAGCAAGCGUGGGUGUGAGGGCGCUGCUCGAAGAGGUGGUCAACCAGCGACGGGCAGCCAUGCGCGAGCCUUCCCCUCCGGAAGACGCGGUCUUUACGGACGAGCCGUUGCCGUCGCUCUCCGAGUGGGCCCGUCCCUUCCGAGUACCCAAAGCCCCAGCCCCACGUCGCCACUCGGACUCGGACCACCUGGCGUACGACGACAGCGGGCUCCUGGCGGACCUGCUGAUGCGGCAGAGGCGCACGUCUCGCAUCAAUUCGGACCCGGGCUACGAGCCCCUCCCGGCCUUCGCGGAGCUGCAGGACCUCGGCGGAGGCGGCAGCAUGUCCGAGGGCAGAGGACAACGGCGGAGGGGUUUCUCAGACAGCACCCAGAACAAGCAAGGCGACGACCAUACGGACCUGUCACUCUUUGACGGCACCCAGGAAACAGAUCUAUUCGGCCUCACCGACCCUUUCCACGAGGACACCGAGCACGCAGAAACCAGGAGGGCCGAGGAACUGAGUGAAAUGUUUCGCAAAGACAGAGACCAAGACAGCUCGACCAUGACCUACAGAAGCACAUCCGCUUCGUCGUUGCACAGCGGCGGCCAUCCCGAACUUGCCGAGAGCUUGACCUCUGCCCUGCCCACCACUUGCCCAACCGAUUUCAUGGAACCUUCCGAGCCUGCCCGUGACGUUGAUAACGUGAACCACGCAGACGCCGCAGUUGCCCCUCGGGAUUCAGUGUGUAACUACGCGCCGCAGACGACGCUCUCUCCCCAUCAGCGCCUCCUGGUGCCGCACUGCAGUCCGACUUCUUCCAGUGACGUGCAGGUGACACAAGUGACGCUCGCUCCUCAAGCUUCCGUACCCGAAUUUGUGCCUCCCUCAGUGUCCAGACACUCCCCAGUGCUGAUUCAUUGCCACAGCUCAGGAUCCCAUCCUGGUGCAAUGCCUUCUGUGGUGCCCUACGGCUGCCUAGCGGACAUGAUGUCCUCGGUGACCACCUCAGUGCAAUCCUCAGUGCAGACCUCAGUACCGACGUCGGUGGUCAUGUCCUCGAAGCCCUCUGUGCUGGUCAACUGUCAGAACCACGAGCCCGUGCGGGAUUUCGUGGCCGCGUCGCUCCGCGCGGCGCAACCUGUUCAACACGCAUUACCCCUAGUCACAUCCGCAUCAUCCGUUGCUGCUCCUCCUCAGGCCGUGGACCUGGCAGUGUCCGCAGACAGUGCGCACGUGCAGCGAGCAUCGUCAGCUUUUGAUUACGGUCAGCGUUCAAAUGUGGUGCCGUCUCCCGAAGACUCAGAUACUGCGCAAUCCAGGGAACAUGCCUGUUCGUCCCUGAAACGUGCACUGGAAGACGUCGUGGUGUCGUCUCCCCCGGUGGCUCCUAAAAUUGCGGCGCAGGAGUUAGAUGAUGAUGUCUUUCUCAGUCCAAUUCCCAGCAGUCCCCUCAGGGCUAGACGAAAGCAUCGGCCGGAGCCACUCUACAUCCCGCCGCACGUGAACGCCAUCGGCUUUCCGAGCCGGCUACGAUCGCCACGCCUUUGGGAUCCCGCAGCCGACAACACGGGGCCCAAGAAUGGCGUGUCCCCUCCCCCAUACACUCCCCCACCCAUGUUGAGCCCUGUGAGGUCAGGAUCGGGCCUCUUCUGGCACAUACUACCGGGAGGACCACGGUCGGCCGGUCUGGCACCGACCACACCUCAAACGGUGCCCAGUACACCUAGGGCUGAGGUUAUCACCGAGGCCCUCUCUGAAGAGGAGGAGGAACCAGUGCCCGAAACGGACAUCCUACCCCAUGUAAAUAUUGGACCUCAGUUUCAAGCAAGGUUGCCUCCUGUUGAUGUUGCAAAAGCGGUGCAGUCUGAGCACAAGGCUGACAUGGUUUGGAAUCCUGAGAUGUGUGACCAGCUCUUAGAAGAGGAGGUGGAUGCAUACUUGGAGUUUGCGUGCUGCUCUGCCGUAGCAGGGGGAGGACGGAACAAAGAAUAUGCGAUGCACGUUCUUGCACUCUGCCAGGGGAACAUUCAGGAUGCCACGCUGUGGCUAAUGGAUCGUUGUCCCAGACUCCCUCCAAAGCAUCCGUUGCUAAGUUAUCGCUAUCCUGAAUGUCACCGUUGGUCUAGAGAAGAAAUAGAGCUUUAUCAGGAAGCACUGAACACUUUUGACAAGGAUUUCUUCAGCGUUGCCGCAAAGGUGGGUAGCAAGAACGUGAAGCAGUGUGUGGAGUUCUAUUACGUCUGGAAGAAGGUGGCACCCGACGAGUACAGGAGACUGAGAUGCCUGCGGCGGCGGCGCGAACAGGAUGGGUUGCUGCAGUCGCAGGAGGAUGCAACCACUGCAGUCCCUCUAGGAACAAGUCCUCCCAGGACGACCCAGGAGCCUUUCUCCACAGCGCCUCUUCCUGUUCAAAUCGUGGAGCAGCCUCCACCACUAGAAUUUCCUUGCAAGCUCUGUGGAAGGGUAUUCGCCAAAGUAAAAAGUCGGAAUGCACAUAUGAAGAGUCACGGUGCCCCAAAAAUAGCCAGCAAGUUUGAGUUCUGAGCGUGCGCUGGACAUUUCUGACGGAGAAGAGGGAAGUGCUCUCCACAUCAAAGCAUCUGCUGAGGCCCAAGAAAGCUCACUGCCAUAGGCAACGCUUUGCUUAUGAGUGGGGGAAAAAGUGAGGUUUUUGUUUCUUCCGCAGCGGAUUAUGUGCACCUUGUACAUAUAGCUCCUUGUACUAUAAUGCUUCGAUGGGGUGUAGACCUUGUUGCCCCCGUUUCCAAGUCACUUGCCGACGGAACCCCAGUUCAUAGUGCUGCAUCUGUUGUCCUCUUCAGGUCUGUGGAUAGCAUUUGGAGAGGGAGUAGUCAUUGUUGAAUUUUUAUUGCCAUCAUUGUUGUCAGUAUUCGUGUUCUUCGCUUGACAUGUCAACGGUGCCAUUUGUUGUUUUGCUUGUGGCAUUGAUAGCCCGCGUCCAAAAUACAAAUUUUGUGUGUGCCAGUGGACACUUUGGAAAUGGUAGACGUGGCUGGAAAUCUAUGGUGCAAGCCUUGAACUUAGGUUUAUGAUGGCAACAGACAGCGUAGUAGUAAUUCGUCCUUCACCCUUAAAUACAUGAACAUGUUAACAUAAGGUGGUAUGUCAUGGGUAUGCAAAUGCAGCAGCAAGUGAUAAGGCCCUUGAUUUUCUGCGGGGGGAAUUGUAUUUCUACCGAGUGAGGAAAGUGUAACAUUUUUGCGCAUUACAAUAGACCUUUUCACUGGGGGAUGUGCAAAUAUUCAAGUUGUCGAAUUCGAAUCGAAUAUGAAUCACUUGAAGUAUUUGGUUCGCGAAUCGAAUACCCAAUAUUCGGUUUUGCGAAUGUUCGGCUUUUCACCAAAUACGGACGACACCUCCCGAAAGUGGGCUUCACCUGACGCUUCCCUGCAUCAGGUGAAGCCUGCUUUUACGAAAUUGCCAGUUCUGCACGACCAACACAGGCGGAUUGUAGUUUAGCUUAAGAUAACGUUAGCCCAAGUUUGUUGUGCACACUUUGCCUAAGGAAGGGGCGGCGUCCCUCCCGUGUGCAGUUUAGCGGUGGUAGUGGGGGAUUUCUUUAAAAAGUUAAGACUCCUAAAUAAUGCUUGCAGCCCAGGAACAAAGAGGAUGUCUUAAGGAUGUCCCUUACGUUGAAAAUUUCAGCAGCGUUAACUUCCCCAGGCGAGACAUACACACUCCAGCAAAAAAAGCUAAAAGAUGUUAACGACAAAGCUCAGGCAGGCCGCCAAUUUGUUUCAUUGUUUCAUAAGUGACCUAUGGAUGUUCAGAAGCAGCCUCAUCUGUGUAGCAUGCCACUGCCUGACAUCAAAUUUUGAAAUCAAGAUAAUUACUCCAGUAUGUAGUCACCUGAAAAGCAGGAAACACUAUCCUGUAAUGUUAAAGAGUAGGGGGCUUCCUACAUAAAAAUUACAUGCGUCUCUUGUGACAGUUAAUGCCAGAAAAAUUACACUAAAGCCACGGGCUAGAAAUUGCAAACUUUUAGUGCAAAAAACCAUGUAUUGUAAACUUUGCAUGACUAUUCAAUAUUCGAUUUGGUAUUUGACAUUUUUUCCCUCCAUUAGGUUCGAUAUUCGAUUCGACACGAAAUAUUCGUAUUUGCGCGUACCUACUUUUUAGAAAGGGAAGCGCCACCUGUGGCAGGCAAGGGCUCAUGGGAACUUCGAGGGCCUUAGAGCAUUACGAGACGACCAGAGACGGAGGUAGUAGAACAACAACAACAACAUUCCCAGUGUGUGCGGCAGCGGCGGCAGCCGAGGUAAACCAUAACCGAAGCAGACGACAGAGCAGUGUCCCUCAAAGUUCCCACGCUGCUUUGCGGUUGCGGCGCGCACUCGGCGGCGUGCACACCUUCGUAAAAUCGCCUAUUGGGCUGGGACUGCACUUGAGGUGACAGAUCAAAUUACUCGCAAUCGCGUCAAACUCUUAGUUCAGUCUAAAUAGUUAUUGUUUUUUUACUACGGCAGGUUUACAUGAAUCCAACUUCUACAGGACUAUUACAUUUAGGUAAACCAUCUGCAAUGGUGGGGAAGCAACUCUAACUAAUGAUGAGCCGAGGCGAGCUUCAUCUAGGGACAAACACAACACAUAGAGAGCAUCGAAGAUCCUAAGGGACAAAAUUAACGAGGACUUAUUGGCUUUUUCGUGAAUUACUUGAAGGAAAUUACAUUUGUAUUGGUCGAAACCCUGCUUCACUCUCAGGAGCCAUCAUGCGCUAUGUUUUUCCUAUAUACUGCGUUUUGUCACUGCUCAAUUUCAGUUACAAAAAGAAGAAAAAAAUGCUGAGAGAAAGCAGUCUUGAGUGCUGUGAGACCUUGGAGUGACCUUGGAAUCCCAAAUAUAUACCUCCCGGACAAAAUUUCGGAAAAGCUGGGGCCUUACCAAUUGAUUGUCGCUAUGCCUUCACCACAGCCACCAAGUCCAAGCCAGCUUGUGUGCUGCUAGAUUCUUUACUAGGCUUCUUCAACCUGUGGUAACCGAUAGUGUAAGCCACAAUAUAAUUGUGCUGUCUAUUGAAUUAGUUCUGCAUACUCAAGACCACAUAUCUGGUGUCCCUUAGUUUUAUCACUGUCUCACGUGAGAAAUGCUCACUCUGAGGAGAUUUUACACACUGGAUUUCUGACUUGUGCUUUUAAUGCUAAUGCCCUUUCUUUUCUUUUUUUAUUGCUUUUUUUUUUUUUGAAACUGUAGAUUUAUUUUGCUGGGAUGCCCCAUUUAUUGUUAUUACGCUCGUUCCAUUUGUGCUGACACUUGUUAUGUGCCAUUUGAAUGUUUUGUUGCCAGUUGUUUUGUCUGAGGACCGUUCAGGUGGGAAGGCCUCGCGAAGGGUUUUUGAAGGCCCUCGAAAAUCUUUGCUGCCUGAAGGAACGUUUUAGUGAAGGCUAUUCAGAUUUUAUACAUUGUUGCCAUUCGAGUUCAUCAACAUAUUUAUUACGCACAUCAUAGUUUCAUAUUGUAAUCGCGCCCUAUUGAUUCGUGACGUAGCCGCUUCUUGUGCGCCUCAAGAAUCAUAUUUUUACCUCCAUUUGCUGGACGGCCCCUUUUAAAUAAAUUUAUCUACGAUGGAUGCAUAUUUUUUCUAGCGUAAUAUAUUUACAAAUACACGGACGUUAAGACAUUUUCAACGACACGCUGUUCACCGGUUGAAGUUCUUCUCGCAAAAAAAAAAAGUAUUUUCUAUGUAGCGCAAUGAAAAAAAGAAAGACUUGUCGAUGGGAUUUUCUUAUAUACAGGCCGUAAAUGCACUACGCGACCUUUUAUAAUCAGUGGAACCACAAAUGUGGAACGGCACACAUGUAUCAGCACCGACGUAAUUUACCUUCGAUUCAAUUCAAUUUAAUUUAAUUCAAUUACCUCACAGCGUCCAUAGUGGUAUCAAGGCACCUCUGUCACCCUUUGGAGUAUAGUUAGAGCCUGAAGUUUUCGGGAAAUUUUUUUUUCUUCUGAAUUCAGGGGUAAAAAUCAGGUAACCAAGCACGUGCACUAAAUUAAUGCGAAUUCGGGUGAAAAAACUUCCAGUAUGCUAAAUUUGGGGAGAAAUUGGGCUCAGUUACUCUAGCUAACUGUAGUGGUUUGGUACAAACUGUGAUUGACCUGCAUUUGCUGCCAAACAAGUAAGUUAGUGCAUUCCUACAAACAUCCCAGUUAGGGCAAUUUGUCGGGUCAAAAUCUGGUUUCACCCCAAAGCGGCAACCUUCAAAUCAGGGCGCAUAUCUGGGGAAGAAUCGGGUAAAACCCUAAAACUUCAGGCUCUAAGUAUAGUGCUUCUGCUCUCCCCGCAUUUAUCUACCUUGGAAUCUUGAACCUCUAAAUCUUAUUGUGUUUCCUUUGCACUUGUGAAGCAGAAGAUGCCACACUAUUUUAGUUGAGACUAGAUUUUGUUUCGUAACCUGCGUUUAAAGAAAAGUGCACACGAACGAGAUUGAUUUCUGCAAAAUAUUUUUUGUGACCAAUCUGUCAAUUAAGGUUUCAUCAUUCAAUCAUCGUGUCUCUCUCAUCCUUACGAAAGACGUGCUAUGGAAAGAAUAACGUCCUCGUAUACGCACACUGUUAGGCAUUCGUUGGAUGCUCCUAGUAGCUGACCAGUAUUGCUGAAUUUCAACUUUAUUUACCCCCCUGUCGCAAGCAUUAUUUGAGUUUCCGUUGUCUCCCCAUGCUGCACUUAGCUCCAAGUUGUGGCACGAGGGUAUUUCAAGCAGCACGUGGUAGAUGUUCCUUAAAAAUCGUCUAGACUCGGAAUAUAUUUUUAAAGCUUUUUCUGAAAACUUGCCCAAGGUUACAUUUACAUGAAUAGUUGCAUAUAUACUAGCGCGCAUGACUCUUGGUGCAAUCAUGUUCGUGAAAUUUCAUGUAUCGCGUGGGGCUAUAUUUUCUUUGUAAGACCGCUCUCUCCUAAUACCAGAGGGCAUCCAACGCCUUACCGGGUGCUCAUCUCUCGCGCCCCUGGCACUGGUACUACGAGGGUCGUCUUACAAGAAGAGUAUAGCCCUAGAGACUUGUUGCCAAAGCUUCGUUGCAGUUUCUUUUCAAAUUAUUCUUUAUAGUAUCUCCGUCACACUUGGGGCAUGAUCUCAGGUCUCUGUGCUUAGCCUGAUGUUACCAACCCGUGUUGGUUUGAACAACAUCACUUGUGCGGUGCUCUUUCACGCAGUGCAGUGCCCAUCUCACAUGUUUCACUUGGUUUCUUGUCAUACGGUCGCUCCUCACAGUGUUCCAAAGCCAUCGUCAAAGUGUGUUGCGCCCAGACAACAAGGCUAGAGUAGUAGUGUUGCCAUUGCUGUCGUUCUUGUUAGCACAGGAUACCUUUAUUCUGCACGUUGUUGCACCAGAUUGUGCAGGACUUCCCAAAGCUGUUAGUACCCUGUUCUGAGAAGGUUCUCUCCUUGUACCUUAUUCAUGUGGGUGACAAAAUGCCUGGUUGUACAUCGUUUAUCAUCUGUGCUCUUGUACGGGACUGUGGCAGCUCAGACCACAUUAGUCAUCGCUAGUAUGCAUGCGGGAAGACCUCACUCUAGUGAAGAAUCUAGGGGAGGGGGGGUAAAAUGGGUUUUACCCUAAAACACAGGGCCCUUAGCAUGCAAAGCCAGGGCAUGCAAAAUUUCAAAGAAGUGCAGGUAAUCUACCAUGCGUAUGAGGAAAAAGAAGAGGGGUUGCACAACCUAGUAUCCUGACACAUCUUGGUCUCUGAUAGGAAUGCAGCUGCAGCUGUCGCUGUCAGUUCAUUAUGACGGUUAUUAAAUGAGAUAAAUUUUGCGAAAAUUUGGUGGUCACCUCAAUAUCACUACAGUGAGACCUUACCGUAGUCCAUGUUCUAGACUUCCUGCAGGAGUUGAACGUUAGUGUGAGUUGAUAUGCUGAUACAAACCGUACUGUUACAUUACGGGUGAAGCCAUGUACGCUUGAGAGUACACAGCAUACAGAUGGUGCAUACCGCACGUGUUCCGCGUGGCUUUUAUUUUUGUACAUUGAAAAAUGUCAGUGUUUAUACACCGAUACUUCAGUUACACAGGGCUUCACUCACUAAAGCUUUUGUACAGUGGCUGCUUCCUGGUGCUUCUGCACGCUCAGCAUUGCGGUGCACUCGACCGCUGUCAGGUUUCUACAGUUUACCUCUUUCUGGAUUAGCUCAUAGAAAUUGCUUUUACAUCCUCCAUCACGUUUAUGACGCAUUCCUUUAUAGUGGACGUAGUAGCAGGUACCAGGAAUGUUUAUACAGUAACUGUGAAGACUCACGAGCUCUCGUUAGUGCUUGGGGGCAAACUUCAUGUUCAAACUUACUGUGUCACCCUUGUGUUAUUACUGCACCGUAUGUCACAAAGGCCGAGCGAGAAUCUUUGUGGUACGACUGUUGGGCGUGCAUGUUAAGGUGGUGUCGUGCAGGUUAACGCUGUUGCAACGUUGGCCUAACCAAGCUUGAAGGAUGGUAUGGGGGGAAACGUCAGGGGGAAAAAAGCUUGCAGACUGCUGUUGAAUGAGUGUACCGCAUUAGUUUUCUUGAGAGUCUGUCCCCCGAAAAUGCUUUCCAUAACGUGUACUUGUGUGUGAGAAGUUGUCUCGUACUUUCGGCGGGUGCAGCAGGUAGCGCCAUCCUGUGGGUGGUGGUACGUGUUCUCAAUUUUGUGAUACAGCACAACAAGAGUUGAUGGCCAAGCAGUACCAGUCAGGACGCUGUUCGGAUGGCCUCUUUUAUUGCUCAAUGUUAAACUCACCCGCAUGUCCAUUUUUAGAAGAGGAGCACUGUUUUUUUUUUUUUUUUAACGCGGUUACACACCCCCAUGAAGGUGGGAGCCAUCCUUGUAGUCUUCUGGACUGUUCUUCUUGUAACACCUAUGGUUCUUCAUGAGCACCCUGUUCACUGUAAAUGGCUGUACAUAUUUCCCUCUUGCUCUAUUCCGAAGAGUUUUUUGCAUUUGAACCCAUAUCUGUUGUUGAUCGAUUAAUUGCUCUGGCUGCUGUUGCGAGAGACAAUAUAUAUAUUGACGAGUUACGUAUUUUUGUACUUAAAAGGAAGAUGUGUUUAUUAAAUGAGUAUUUCAUGA